Molecule: messenger RNA, 651 nt
Organism: Funneliformis caledonium
Lineage: Eukaryota; Fungi; Glomeromycota; Glomeromycetes; Glomerales; Glomeraceae
Source: the annotation of a GenBank genome assembly
AUGAUUGCCUUACGUAAUUUUGGCACGCGAUUUUUGAACACACGUAUUAUUCAUAAUACCACAACUAUUAAAUUACCACAACGGGCAUAUAAUAAUAAUUAUGGCCGUUAUAGAUAUGAAGAAGUAGCCAGAGUAGCUAAACCCGCACCUUUAUGGGAAGCCUCUGCAGCUGUUGAUGGAGUUAUUAAACCACUUUCACUUAAAGACUAUAUUUCUAAAUAUUUGGUUAUGAUUUUUUAUCCUAUGGAUUGGACUUUUGGUAAGGAAUGUGAUAUGCACCUUAAUACGGAAGUAGUUGGUAUCUCUUGUGAUUCACCUCAUUCUCAUAUCGCUCAAGGUGGACUUGGUGGUAUCAAGAUUCCUUUGAUUGCCGAUCAAACGAAAAAGAUUACAAGAAGAUAUGGAUGCUUGUAUGAAGAAAAUGGAUUUCCUUUCAGGGGUACUUUCAUUAUUGAUGACAAGGGUAUUCUUCGCGUUGCACAUGUUAACGAUACUCAGAUCGGUCGAUCUGUUGAUGAAACACUUCGUCUUGUAGAAGCCAUUCAGUUCACAAACAAACACGGUGAAGUUUGUCCAGUGAACUGGAAAAGUGGAGAUCGCACGAUAGUUCCAGAUCCAACGUUAUCCAAGGAUUAUUUUUCUAAAAUUUAA